Messenger RNA from Penicillium manginii, 1554 nucleotides. RefSeq names its product MFS transporter. Gene Ontology annotation, biological process: transmembrane transport; spermine transport; spermidine transport. Gene Ontology annotation, molecular function: spermine transmembrane transporter activity; spermidine transmembrane transporter activity. The coding region runs from base 1 to 1554 and encodes 517 amino acids. The transcript is spliced from 3 exons. The record is from RefSeq and is a predicted model, not a curated record. Lineage: Eukaryota; Fungi; Ascomycota; Eurotiomycetes; Eurotiales; Aspergillaceae.
AUGGUCACACCCGAAAUUUCGCAAUCCCAGAUUGGGCAGAGUGAGACGGGGAAUACGUCGCCUUGCACUGAGACUCCGGAUAUUGAGACUGGGCUCGAUGUGAAAGCCCAUUCUCCAGAAGACCAAAAGGAGGAUUGGGAGAAUGAUCCGCGGAAUCCAUACAACUGGCCGACGAGAUCAAAAUCUCUCCAGGUUUUGAUGAUGGCAUCUGCUGCGUUCACAACCUCUGUUGGAGUUUCAAUUCUAUCUCCAGCUCAUACCCAGUUUAUGGAAGAGUUUGGGGUAGGCAAUACAGUCGCCAUAUUGCCGUUAUCACUUUAUGUUUUUGCACUGGGACUUGGCCCUGUUGUCGGUGGACCUCUAUCUGAAACGGUCGGGAGAUACCCCGUAUAUCUAGGAACUGUCGUUCUUGGAAGCCUUUUCACCUUAGGAGUUGGCUUCAGUCAUACUUUUGCGGGAGUGUGCAUUCUACGGUUUCUAGCGGGGUUUUGCUUCGCGCCGUCGUUAGCUAUCGCUGGUGGAACGAUUAACGAAACAUUUAAGCCUGUGAAACGGGCGCUUCCGUCCACAAUUUUCAUUUUGACUCCAUUUUUAGGUCCUGGUCUCGGACCGGUUAUCGGCAGCUUUAUUGUCAAUCGCAAAGGCUGGAGGUGGACGCAAUGGACAAUGAUCUUCUUCGGAGUUUUCACGAUUUUCACAAGUAUCUUUGCAAAAGAAACUUUCCAUCCGGCUAUUAAACGCCGAAUUUCCAAAGAUCUUGGUCGGCCCUUACCUGUAUCGCCAGCCUUGGCUGUCAAGUUUCGACUAUUUGUGACAAUUGCUCUUCUUCGUCCGACUCAAAUGCUGAUCAGUGAGCCUAUCGUCGCAUUCAUAUGUCUCUAUGUUGCUUGCGAAUUCGCUACACUAUUCUCAUUCUUUGCCGCCUUUCCACUUGUUUUCCAAGGGGUGUAUGGCUUUGGGAUCGAGGACUCUGGUCUUGUGUUUCUUUCUAUAGUAGUCGGCUGUCUGCUUGGGGCUAUCACAGUACUAUUUUGCGACCUAGUUCUCUAUCGCCCUCAAGCUACCAAAUUUUCUGGACGCAAUAUCCCUCCAGAAUAUCGCCUGUAUCCUGCUAUGUUUGGCAGUAUUGGUCUCCCAAUCGGGUUAUUCUGGUUCGGCUGGACCGCUAGGGCAAACAUAUCGUGGGCCAGCCCAGUCGUUGCUGUGAUGGUAUUUUCAUGGGGGAACCUGUGUGUUUUCGUGAGCACUACGCAGUAUAUCGUUGACACCUACCAUGGCUUGACUGUUGCCAGUGCCAUGAGCGCGAACAGUUUAGCUCGUUACGGUCUUGCAGCUGCAUUUCCUCUUUUUACAAUUCAAAGUCAGUAUCUCGAUGACCCUCGGAGUGAAUUUAUAGCUGACCUUUCCCUUAAAGUGUAUACUAAGCUAGGUAUUGGAUGGGCUUCAAGCCUACUUGGUUUUAUUUCCAUUGCUCUGUUGCCCGUUCCCUGGCUGUUCUUUUCGACGGGGAAAAAGCUGAGGGGUUUGAGUAAAUUUGAGACAGCAGACACAUAG